UAACAUGAUUUAUCGUGACUUAGUGAGUAGCAGAAAGUGAUCAUUCUAACCGCCAGUGUUAACUAUUCAAACAUGAAAUUGAGAAAGUACAUACUUCCAAGAUGUUUUGGGGACUUAAUCGCCUUUUUAUUUAUCAUUGGAAUUCUACCAUUUGGUUACUGGUUUGAAGUGUUCUUGGUAUUGCCAUCAAUGUAUCCUUUAACAUCAGUUUGGUACAUCAUGCAUUCUACAUUUGCAACUUUUCUCUUGAUAAACAUUACAAGCAAUUUUGUUUACAUGGUACUUAUGGACACAAGUAUUCAAGGAGAACUUAUGCCUUCUACUCCCAUUUCUCCAACUUGGAAAUUUUGUGCUGUAUGUGAAACGGUAACACCACCAAGAUCGUGGCAUUGUAGUAUUUGCAAUAUUUGUAUCCUGAAAAGAGAUCACCAUUGCCAAUUUGCAGGAUGUUGUGUCGGCCACCUAAAUCAACGAUAUUUCUUUUAUUUCUUGGCAUACUUAGCGAUAGGAACGGUUUAUGCACUCUAUUUUAAUACUUUUUUCUUGUUUCAGUAUACCAAAUUCAGUGCAUUAAGCUUUAUCAAGUUUACGUUCCCUUUAGCAAUAUUUCUUCUCGGAAUAGAUUAUUCAAUUGAACAUUGUUACACAUUAUUCUAUGUCAUAAAUUUGCUUGGUAUGCUGUCAGCUGUGUUCCUACUUUACUAUCAUGGAUCGUCGAUGACCAAAGGUCUGGUCAUGUAUGAAAACUCGCAUAAUAUUUUUGAUUAUGAUUCAGGAUCCCUGAAAGAAAAUAUAAAGCAAGUAUUUGGUGAUCGAUGGUACGUGACAUGGGUUUCACCAUUUAUUCAAUCAAAACUACCAAGUGAUGGUAUUAAUUGGGUAAGCAAGAAAAAAGAAAAAUGAAAGACAGUUAAAAUCAGUUUUCAACCACGAUUUAAAUGGUUUUAUAAGUCCUAACUAGGCAACUUUGGGAAUAUGCUGGUCUAAUGUUUAUACCAUUCAUCGCAUAAGCUAUAUAAAGGAUUUUGCAUAAUUUUUUAUCAGAACAACUUUGCCUACCUAGGCCUAUUGUGCCUCUCAGCAUCACCGUUGGGAGCCUUUCCUCGUCCCUCCCAAUUGACUCGAUCUUCUAUUUAAAUCAAAUUAUGGAAGUCUGGACUCUAGAAACUAGUAGCCUAUUACCUAGGUUAAAUUGAAUUUACCUACUUCUUUGAAGGGACCGCAACAACUUAUAAAAACUGUACUGGUGAUGGAAUGCCGAAAACAAAAAUUACAGUCAAUUUACCAAACCUGUUUAUUUAUAGCCACGUUUAUUUGUUUUUAUAUAUACUCUAAUUACAUAUAGGCCUACUACAAUAUACUAAAUAAGUUAGUUAAUGAUUCAAGGGAAUGGACAGAGAAAUAAGUAUAACCAGAAACUUGUUUGACCUGCUUCACAAUAGGAAAAGGGGAAGGGUCAUAAUUAAAGAAUCCAUGAGUGCACUACAUAUAAAACAAAAUUAGGUUUGUAUUGCCAUAUGUUUCUCUGAGGUACCCUGAAAAAGUCACCAAUUUUAUAAUAAACAAUUUAAUUUUCAAAUUUCAGUGUUACAGUUCACGUGAAAUAUUUUUGGUACGCCUUAAAAGUUUCUUUUAGUUAUUAUUUUCUGAAUCAACCAUAAUUCGCACAAAUCUGUAAUAAAUGCUGUCAAUUUGACUUAAUUCCCUCCUUUCCAUCGCAACAAGCCAUUUUCUGUUUUCAUUUUUUUUUUCAAUAACAACCACAAUAUUGAGCAGCACUAUGUUUUGCAUAAGAAACCCCUAAUAACAUGUAUAGAAUUCACUAGCCUAAUCUACAAUUUCAAUAAAUAUCUGUAAAUCAAAUCACACAAGCUAACAUAAUUCAUUACCACUGUAGCCUAUAUUAAGCUAUUGAUUACACAAAAUCCAUCCAUGCUGUCCUGAAAACAUAGCAGCUCUUGAUAUGACAGUUUCAUCCAGACCCAGUUUUGUUAUUGACCUUACCACCCCUAUAUGUAACAAAAAAUUGUAUCAUAAGAAUAUUUUGCAUCCAGUUUCCCCUCCUGUUUUUUGUUCACCUAUGUUACAAUGAAACCUGUUAUGCAUAAACAUUUUAGUUCCAAAGUAUUUGGCAAAUAUAAGCAGUCACAAUAUCACUCCCAACAACUAUAACUUUCCUAGUUAUCAGUUGCUGUAACUGUAUUGCUUCUACCAUGCAACGGAAAUAAUCUUCUCAUAGAUAACUUUUAUUUUUUUCCUACAGUCACCCGACAAAGUUGGCUUCCUUGUACUGUUUAUAGUACAGAAAGCUGCUAAUUGCUGCAUAUUUAUACUUUGCCGUACGGUUUAUACUUUGCCGCACAUCAGGAUUCCAACGAAACAACACAAAACAGCGUGGUUCUAUUAUGCACGUAAUCCGUGUACGCUUGGAAAUAGGUUGGCAACACUUAAAGAUAAUAAUACUAUGAGCAGCUGAUUGACUAUUAUAACUACGA
Molecule: messenger RNA, 2495 nt
Organism: Macrosteles quadrilineatus (aster leafhopper)
Lineage: Eukaryota; Metazoa; Arthropoda; Insecta; Hemiptera; Cicadellidae
Product: probable palmitoyltransferase ZDHHC24
Exons: 1
Coding region: 73-903 (276 amino acids)
Molecular function (GO): palmitoyltransferase activity
Source: RefSeq, a predicted model, not a curated record